UCCUGCAGGCGGGAGACGCCGCCGUAGUAGACAUGGCCAAUCACUUUCGAUUCGACCCACUAGAAAGCAGUGACUCGGAUAUUGCCCCCGGCGACUGCGAGGACGAAUAUCAAGACGCUCGCAUCGACCGCCUUCAAUGCAGCUCUCGUCCGAUGGACGUGAGGCGAGCGGUUCAUCAUUACCAGCAGCAGCAGCCGGCCGCAGCCCCUGUAGCAGCAGACCCGCCGCAGAUGCGCAGUCCCAUGGCCGACCUCCACGGGGGCCGGCAACGGGCCCUCGAGCUCAGCCUGCACCUGCUCAAGACCUACUCCUACAACGCCGGCCUGCAGCAGACGCACGAAGCCGUAAAGGCAGCCGACCUGGAGACCCUGAAGCCUGCGGUGGAGCCGCCCACGCAGGGCCACGCCACACUGCAGGUUCUGGAGGCCGCCACUCGACCCUUGGGAUCGGCCGUCGCUCCAGUGCAGGCGAACCCGCACUCCAUGGGUCUGCCGGGACACCUGCAUCAGCAGCCGCAGCACCACCAGCAGCCACAGCAGCACUCAAGCUCGUCGGGGCCCCUGGCUGGCCAGCAGCCACCUCCGCAGCCGCAGCAGCAGCACCCGCCGCACGGUGGAUCGCAGCACGGAGGCGGGAGUGACAAGCCCGCCAAGCAGAAGCGCCACCGGACACGGUUCACGCCGGCGCAACUGCAGGAGCUGGAGCGCUCCUUCUCCAAGACGCAUUACCCGGACAUAUUCAUGCGGGAGGAACUAGCCAUGAGGAUCGGACUGACCGAGUCGCGCGUCCAGGUGUGGUUUCAGAACCGCCGCGCCAAGUGGAAGAAGCGCAAGAAGACGAGCAACGUGUUCCGCAGCCCCGGGGCGCUGCUCCCUUCGCACAGCCUGCCGCCCUUCGGUUCGGUGGGCGAUGCCGCGGCGGGGCUCACCUUCGGCUCGGCCUCGGACCCCGGCGGACCGCCGCGCUGGGCGCCGCACGCCAGCAUGUCCCAGAUGGGACACUUGGGGCCCGCACUGGCCAGGCAGCCGCCGCUUGGUCCGCCCACGUCCGUGCCAACCAUCGCGCAGGCUGCGAAUUCCUGCAGUCCACCAGAUUUCGGAAACUGCUACAACUCCUUACAAUCUUGGAGCAUGCUCGACUCCAACAUGCUAUGGAAUUAGGUCAUGCCAAGCUACAUUUCUAAGUUCCUGCAGACAAGCAAACUACAACGGCAAGGACAGUCGCACCUCACGUGAAGCUUGUCGUCGGGGUGCCACUCUUCUUCUUUUUUCGUCCACGGUGAGCCAGGGAUGGAGACGCGGAGGUACAGGGAAGCAACUUCCGAGCCUGUCGCCGUCGUGAGUGUGUGUGUGCGUGCGUGCUUGAAUUUUCGUGCGUGUGACGUGACCGUGUUACUAUCGCGUACGAAAAAGAAAGAAAGAAACAGAGAGAAACCGUGGAAAGAAGUGAACAAGGCGAGAAGUGACUUCUUACCCGUCGGUCGGCGGACGAACAAGUUGUGCGUGCAUCCUCUGGCGAACGCAGCCGAUUUUCCCAGACCGGAAAAGAAAUCAUCGAUUGUGACAGGAUUGUCCUGGUACAGCUAUCGCAAGCGCCGAUGGAAGCCCACGACACCAAUCUGACAGCGCUGUGUAAAUAUACUGCACCACACACUGUUAUUCUCUCUUUUUUUCGUCUUCUUUUCGUCCCACGAUCGUCGUUUCUUUACUCUUUGCUCCCCCCUGUCCCCCUCCACCCUUAUGCUGCUCUCGGGCGCCACGGCCCUAUUGUCAUGGCAACCUAAGAGGCUGUAGCCAGUCAGCCCCGUAUCCUUUUCUUCUCUCUUUAUUUCUAGCGCUGCAUCGUUCGUGUCAGUCUUGCGUAUUUGUUUCAUUGCGGCGUUGGUUUGUUUUCGUAGCGGUGCCACUGCGCAGUGUCGCCCCGCAAUUCACAGCGACAAACGGGGGAAGCGAGAGAAAAAGAAAAAGAUAAAAAAAAACAGAACUCUGGGCGUGAAAAGGAGAAUAGAGGACAGGCUGUUAGCUUCAGGCGCAUGCGCACCAAACAUCUGAAGUGACUAUGUUGUCGUGAAGCGCCUUUUCUUCUCCGUGCGCUUCCUGCAAUCUCACAGCGCCGUCUCCUUUCUGCGUUCCUUUCUUUCGGUCUAUGCCGGCCUCAGGCACUAGGAGAACCGGGCGCCCCUUGAGCAGUUUGUUUUCUUUAUCUCUCUCGCUCUCUCUCCUUUUUUUUUCUUUCAACCUCGCUGAGUUCGUUGCAUGUGCUUGGUUCGUUACUGUUGAAAUCAUCCUCAACUCCGUUUCGUGGUCACGCAGUAUUAUUGUUUACAUGUCAGCUCGCCUUUUUAUUUCCUUUUGCUCACAUGCAGGCUUGUAAAAUCGAUAUAAAGUAAGUUACUUCGGUCUACUUCGAAUAAGUAAUUCCAUUGGUGACCUCGGCCUGCACCAGGAGUGUGGUGCUAGCUUGUUCACAACCCACUAGACUGGCUUUGGUCACUAGUGCCACGAAUGUGCUCGCCCAAGCAAAUAACCUAAAAAAAGUGUAUUAGAAAGUUCUUGGCAGCACGACAAUUAACCCAAACUUUAAACACAGAACAGGGUUCCAGUUCUGUGUUUGGGGUUUGCAUACACAAGGCGUGUGCAUUACCCCUGAAAGAAAAUGAAAAAGAGAAAACUAAACUUGUAUUAACAUGAAAAAAAAAAAAACAGCUGAGCAGAAAGUCUAUAUUAAUGUUAACCGAAAACAGUAAAUCUCGGGAAACAUUGAUUUCUGGUAGAACAAUUUCUAAUAAGCUGAAAAUCCAGCAACGCCUACGAAGUGCUUCCCUCAUGGACUUUAUUAGAUCCGCAAAUAUUUUUUCAUUCAUUUAAUUAUCCUUAUUCGCCCGCAUCUCAUACCCUUGUAUGCCCUGAGGCAUUAACCCUCGCAUUAAAAAAAAAGUGGAAACACUUAUUUUAGGCGUUAUUAGCCAUUACUUGAUCAUGUGGUACACAGUCCAGGGUAGAAGGGCAGCGGAUUGGGCGAGUUGGUGUUGCAUGGUAACAAUAAAAUUCAAACAGCGCUAAACGACAGGACCAGAAUGAGGAGGAGACAAACACGGCGCUGAACUUACAACUGAUUUAUUUGAAGUAAGAAGUCAACAUUUAUACGUACCAAACUGGGCACGCAUGCGCCCGGUCAUACAUCGAUGAUCAGAUACAAACUCCGGACAGCCAACAUUCGCACGCGUUGUACCUGCCUUGCAAUCUACCCUUUUUACAACUGAUUUAUUUGAAGUAAGAAGUCAGCAUUUAUACGUACAAAACUGGGCACGCACGCAAGGCAGGUACAACGCGUGCGAAUGUUGGCGGUCCGGAGUUUGUAUCUGAUCAUCGAUGUAUGACCGGGUGCAUGCGUGCCCAGUUUUGUACGUAUAAAUGUUGACUUCUUACUUCAAAUAAAUCAGUUGUAAGUUCAGUGCCGUGUUUGUCUCCUCCUCAUUCUGGUACUGUCGUUUAGCGCUGUUUGAAUUUUAUUGUUACCGUCCAGGGUAAUUAAAUAGGGCUUUUCAACGGGAAACAGCGUGGAUAAAAAAAAAAAGUUUUCUUCAAAGUCUAAGAAGCCUCUGCAUGCUCAGAGUGGCUUGAUUUUAUUUUUCUAAUUCUCAACCUAAAUGCAACAGUGUCCACACGCUUGAGUUGUCUUUUUGCGAUCGCCGGGCUUCGUGAAUCGUAAACGAAAAAUCGCUUAAAUUUGCAUACAUGACUUAGCUGCCAAUGAAAGCUGGGGUACAUGUCCCGUAGAGCUUCUUAUUUCCUGCCGUUUAGUGAGAUUAAAGAGAAAGGCGAAGGAGGGUGGAUGUGCGGCAGCGCAAAUUACUAAAUGUGAAAUAGAGGCCGCCUCAUACGAGUACCGAUGACACAAUGAGACUAUAUAUGACCAGGUGUCAUAUAAGCAUGCCGUAGUACCUCAAAAGCUUUCAGCGUGCCAUCUGUUAUCUGUUCACGGUGAUCUCUGGUUUCUGAUUCUUUGAACUGUUCUCUUUAUUAUUAUUAUUAUUGUUGUAGACCUGUUUUCUCUCUCACUUCUUCAUGCGCCGUUACGAACCGACAAAAUCUUUGUGAGUGAAAUUUCGUUCACGCCGAUGUCGUGCUGUGUGAAGCGCAGUUUCUUUCACUACUCGCGAGGACAAUGAUCAGUGAACGGACAAACAGGGUUUCUUUGCAUGCAUUUAAUACUCCGUACUCUUUGAGUCGUUGUUGAAAACACGGAGGUCAUGUUGUUGAUGUCUCUCCUAAUCUUUCCUCUUUGUUUGGAUGUAAUGUUAUGCUGACAAUUUCUUUUAUAUAUAUUAUAGUGUUCCACUGAUGGUAUUCAGCAAUAAGUGCAUUGGGCAAGCUCUGCUGUGCUUGUCUUAAAUAUUUGUCGAUGUUUCUCUCUUUUUGUCUGCGUUUUUCCGCGCAAAAUACAAUAUUUCUGUGA
This is a messenger RNA of Dermacentor albipictus, 4458 nucleotides long. RefSeq names its product homeobox protein orthopedia-like. Gene Ontology annotation, biological process: neuron differentiation; regulation of DNA-templated transcription. Gene Ontology annotation, molecular function: DNA binding; DNA-binding transcription factor activity, RNA polymerase II-specific. The record is from RefSeq and is a predicted model, not a curated record. Lineage: Eukaryota; Metazoa; Arthropoda; Arachnida; Ixodida; Ixodidae.